AUGGCCUCUCUUUCACUCGUUAGGGCUUAUCAGCAUGCUUUCCACUCAUAUCCACAUCGCACGCUCGCCGUUACAGGAGGAACUUUGGGCGCACUCGGCGAUGUUGUCGCUCAAAUCUCACAGAACCUUUGGCCAAAGGAGCAUGAGCAACGUCCCGGCUGGGAUGUCGCCCGCACGAUGCGCUUCUUCUGCUUCGGCUUGGGGAUGAGCCCUGUACUCGGUCGCUGGAAUGCCUUUCUUGAGCAUAGAUUCCCUUUGAAGACCAUCAAGCUACGAGGCCGACAGAAGAUCAGCUUCAAGGCACUCGCAAAGCGCGUAGCGGCCGAUCAGAUUCUUAUGGCUCCUGUUGGGUUGGUGAUCUUUGUGGGCUCCAUGGGCCUCAUGGAAGUUCGGAGUCCUGCCCAAAUCCGAGAGAAGUUCACCGAAAUGUAUGGGCCAGCGCUGCUUGCGAAUUGGCAAGUAUGGCCGAUGGUGCAACUCAUCAAUUUCCGAUAUAUGCCAUUGCCCUACCGUAUACCAUUUCAAUCAGCCUGCGGUGUCUUCUGGAACCUAUACCUGUCUAUUCUGAACGCUAGGUAUGAUACAAUUUAUUGCACUCGUGCCCUUUCAUUGACACCCCUCAAGGGAGGAUGA
This is a messenger RNA of Coniophora puteana RWD-64-598 SS2, 633 nucleotides long. RefSeq lists its product as uncharacterized. The coding region runs from base 1 to 633 and encodes 210 amino acids. The transcript is spliced from 6 exons. Lineage: Eukaryota; Fungi; Basidiomycota; Agaricomycetes; Boletales; Coniophoraceae. Gene Ontology annotation, cellular component: membrane; cytoplasm. The record is from RefSeq and is a predicted model, not a curated record.